AUGACCGAGUACGGCACCAGCAAGCACCGCUACGCCGACCUCGAGAGCAACUCGCGCCUGCCGUUCUACCACGUGCACAACCCCAACUUCCGCGCCUACCUGGCCGAGUUCGUUGGCACCUUCAUCCUCGUGCUCAUCGGCGAUGGCUCCGUGGCCCAGUACGUUCUGGGCGGGGGCGGUGCCGGCCACUACCUGUCGGUGAACCUGUGCUGGGGCAUCGCGCUGCUCUUCGGCAUUCACUUCUCCGGCGGUGUGAGCGGUGGCCACCUCAACCCGGCCGUGACCCUCACGCUGGCCCUGUUCAAGCGUUUCGAGUGGCACAAGGUGCCCGGCUACUUCGUGGCCCAGACCGCCGGCGCCUUUGCCGCCGCCAUCCUCGUCUUCAUCGUGUACUACCCGUGGUUCGACAUCCACGACCCGGAGCGCGUGACCACGCAGGGCAUCUUCGCUACCUACCCGAACGAGAAGAUCCCCAACUGGUCAGCUCUGGCUAACGAGAUCAUCGGCACGGCCCUGCUGGUCAGCGGCAUCUUCGCGGUCGGCGACCAGCUCAACAAGCCGGCCAGCCCCUACAGCUUCCCGGGUGCCGUGGCCCUGAUGCUCACGUGCAUUGGCAUGGCCUUCGGCCUCGACACGGGCUACGCGCUCAACCCGGCCCGCGACUUCGGCCCUCGCCUCUUUACCUUCUUCGCUGGCUGGGGCUGGCAGGUGUGGACGCUGCGCGGAUGCUACUUCUGGAUCCCCAUUGUUGGCCCGUUCGUCGGCGGCAUCCUUGGUGCUGCCACCUACGUGGGCCUCAUCGAGGCGCACCACCCGCCGCAGUAA
Molecule: messenger RNA, 825 nt
Organism: Phytophthora sojae
Lineage: Eukaryota; Oomycota; Peronosporomycetes; Peronosporales; Peronosporaceae
Exons: 1
Coding region: 1-825 (274 amino acids)
Biological process (GO): water transport; glycerol transmembrane transport
Cellular component (GO): plasma membrane
Molecular function (GO): glycerol channel activity; water channel activity
Source: RefSeq, a predicted model, not a curated record